Messenger RNA from Anguilla anguilla (European eel), 2333 nucleotides. Its product is annotated as E3 ubiquitin-protein ligase TRIM39-like. Gene Ontology annotation, molecular function: zinc ion binding; protein binding. The coding region runs from base 226 to 1845 and encodes 539 amino acids. The record is from RefSeq and is a predicted model, not a curated record. Lineage: Eukaryota; Metazoa; Chordata; Actinopteri; Anguilliformes; Anguillidae. The transcript has 7 exons.
CACUGAAACACACACACACUCACGUAUGCACACACACACACACUAAAACACACACACACCCUGCAUUCUACAAUCAGGAAAAGAGAAGUUAUGACUGUGAGCAGAAACGAAACUGAAACUGAGGAAAGUGUAUAUAAGAGAGAGAGGCAGACGGAGCAGUACAGAAUGAGAGAGCGACGGAAGGGAGACGGCCUGUGAGGAACGGGAAGCUCUCAGACUGCAGACAUGACUUCCCCAGUGCCUGGCUCAGAGGAGACUCCAGUUCUGCUUGGAUCGCACCUGAAAUGCUCCAUCUGCUUUGACCUGUUCCGCAAGCCGGUAACCACGCACUGCGGUCACACGUUCUGUGAACGCUGUCUGGAAAACUCUGUGCGAUACAACGACCAGGUGUGCCCGCUGUGCAAGGAAUGGCUGCGGCAGAGCUCCGUACGACCCAACAUCGUGCUGUGCGCCCUGCUGGAAGACUUCCAGAAGGCCCAAGACAGGGGGGCGGGGGUGAUUUCGGAUGGGGGCGUGGCCUGUGACAUGUGCAUCCGCAGGAAGCGGAAGGCGGUGAAGUCCUGCCUGGUGUGUCUGACCUCGUACUGCCAGCCUCACCUGGAGCUCCACCUGUCGGCCCACCGGCUGAGAGGGCACAAGCUGGUGACCCCUGCCAGCGACCUGGAGGAGCGGGCGUGUCCAACUCACGGGCGCCCCCUGGAGCUGUACUGCAGAGAUGCACAGCGUUGUGUUUGUGCUCUGUGUGUGGACGACAGCCGCCAGGUCGUUCCCGCUGAGACUGAAUGGGACAGGAAGAAGAUAGAGGUGAAGAACACGAUGGAUGAGAUGAAGAAGAGGGUUGAAGUUCGGAAGAAGAAGGUGGAGGAGAUCAGACAGGCAGAGGAGCUCAGCACAGGCCAUAUUGACAGGCAGAAGGAGGAGGUGCAGGCGGUGUUUGGGGAGGUGCUGGCCCGGGUUCGGGAGGCUGAGGCCCAGCUAUUGCAGCCUCUGAUGGAGAAGAGAAGGGAGGUGCAGAGGGAGGCGAAGCAGGUCACCCAGGAGAUGGAGGCGGAGAUUUUUGAGCUGGAACAGAAGAUCUCCCACCUGGAUGACAGUGCCAGUCAUGAAGACCACAUCCUCUUCCUCCAGAGUCAUCCAGCUCUGCCUGGUCCUGAGGAAAGAGGCAUUGCGAGCGUUGUCCUGGAUACAGAGCUGAGGUUGGGCAGUGUGCGGGGGGUCCUUUCAGCCAUGAUGGAGCAGAUCAAUAAAGAGCUGGAGCAGCUCUCCUCAACUGAUAUUGAAAGGAUUCAGAAGUUCUCAGUGGAAGUGACCCUUGACCCCGACACAGCGAGCCCCCGGCUCGUCCUAUCAGAUGAUGGGAAGGAGGUGUGGGACGGGGGGGUGGAGCGUGACGUCCCGGAAGGGCCGGGGAGGUUCGACCUGUUCGGCAGCGUCCUGGGACGCCCCCACCUGGGCUCCGGGCGGGGCUACUGGGAGGUGCAGGUGGGUGGGAAAACUGGUUGGGAUGUGGGCGUGGCCAGGGAGUCCAUCAGCAGGAAGGGCAGGGUCAGCCUGACUCCACAAAAUGGCUUCUGGUGUUUGGUUCUGUACAACGAGGACAACUAUGCAGCCCUGACCAGCCCUCCCCUGCACCUCUCCUUGACCUCUCAACCCCAGACAGUGGGGGUGUACGUGGAUUACGAGGGGGGGCAGGUCUCCUUUUACGACGUGGAGGCCAGGACUCACAUCUACUCCUUCACUGGUUGCACCUUCACUGAGAAACUCUACCCAUACUUUAGCCCCCACCUCUGGUCUAAUGGCAAAAACUCCGCCCCGCUGAUCAUCUGUCCUGUCACUCAAACAUAAUGAUCAUUCUGACGUAUUCAUCUUUGUUUAACCAGGUGUGUCACCGAGAACUCAAUUCUAAUUUUCUCAGUCCUUGCUUUGGUUGCGUAUGAUUGGCUGUUUUAGAAUGGGCUUUAACAAAAUCCUACAAGCACGCCAGCCCUACUCAGGAAAGUUUGGACGCCCCUGUGGUAACUGGAUGAUACAUUGAGAUGAUUUAAAUGAUUUAAUUGAAAUGAUGAGCAGUCAGGUUAAAGUGGUUCAAGUUGACUGCUUAUCAAGAGUCUCAAAGUCCACUGUCACCCGAUGAGCCACUUACGCACAUGGAACCCAUAAUAUUGCUGGGGUCAGAUAUCUGGCUUAGGUGCUUUGAGUCUGUUCACACGAUAACAAAAUGUCUCGGGCGGCACGAUGCCUCAAAGCAAGAGGGUUGAGGGCUCGAAUCCCGGCUUGGGGCCUUUCUGUGUGGAGUUUGAAUGUUCUCCCUGUGUCUGCGUGGGUUUCCUCCG